Messenger RNA from Penicillium maclennaniae, 654 nucleotides. Its product is annotated as Dimethylaniline monooxygenase N-oxide-forming. Gene Ontology annotation, molecular function: N,N-dimethylaniline monooxygenase activity; NADP binding; flavin adenine dinucleotide binding. The transcript is spliced from 4 exons. NCBI's taxonomy places the organism in Eukaryota, Fungi, Ascomycota, Eurotiomycetes, Eurotiales, Aspergillaceae. Bases 1 to 654 code for a protein of 217 amino acids. The record is from RefSeq and is a predicted model, not a curated record.
AUGAAUGAAAGCACAAUAAAUCGUGUAGCGGUCAUUGGCGCUGGAAUCAGUGGUAUUGUCAGUGCCGCCCAGCUUCUCGCUGCUGGAUUACAAGUCACGGUCUUUGAGAGGAGCCAAGCGGCUGGUGGUGUCUGGCUUUUUGAUAAGCGAGUACCGAUCGAAGCCCAUUAUCCUAACUGUCAAUCAUCGGAUGUGGGAAGAUACAGCAGAGAUGACAGAAGUGAGAAUGAACAAAAGAUUCUGAUUCACGCACCCCGGGUCCUUGCUAUGAAAGUCUUACCAACAACGUCUCGACCCCGUUGCUCCGCACAAAACUCAACGCGUGGCCAAAGGGAACCCCGCACUAUAGUGCUCAAAGAAUACAUUCAGGACACAUCUAAGAAAACUGGCGUUGACAAUGUGACUAUUUAUGGCGCUCUCGUGAAGCAAGUCUAUAAAACUGGACAAGAAUGGCACGUUCAUUGGACCACGUUGGAACAGGACUCCAACUCAGGACAUAUUGCUGAGCAGCAAAAUACUGCGGUACACUCCACCUGGCAAUUCGAUGCCGUUGUUGUUGGAUCCGGCCAUUAUCACACUCCUCUCAUCCCUGAUAUCACAGGUCUGGCUGAAGCAAAAGCCAAAUGGCCUGCAAAGAUCACUCAUUCAAAAUAA